Messenger RNA from Racocetra persica, 1893 nucleotides. The record is from the annotation of a GenBank genome assembly. Lineage: Eukaryota; Fungi; Glomeromycota; Glomeromycetes; Diversisporales; Gigasporaceae.
CAUUAUAUUUCUCCUCCAAUUAGAUCAGAUCAAGAAGCUGCGGUGUUGGCAUCGUCUGGAAAUUAUCAGUGGACUCGUGAUCAAUUAACCGAGGUUCGGUUGAAUCUUUCUGCUGAAUUUGUUGCGGAUUAUUGGUUGAAAGUUUUACAGCUUCAAGAUGUAUUAAAUAAUACAGUUAUUUAUAAAAAUGAUCAAGACACAAAUGUUAAUGUUAGGUUUUCAGUUUAUACACGACCUACUGCAAAACCAUGGAAUGUUAAACUUGGGUAUUGGCCUGAGGACAUUGCUGAAAGUGACGAUGCAAUCAUCAAACCAAUCGAAGAAUUUGAUAUAAUUAUAAAUAACCCGGACACCGAAAAUGUGAUUAAAGUACAAAAACCCGGAAUGUACAGGCUUCUUUCAGUAACAGAUUCCAAAUGUUCUGGCCAAAUUUUAGCACCUUCCUUUAAGAAUGUGAUUCUCGCUCAUCCACCAACCGUCAAAUUAGAUGCCAUUCCUAUACCCGCGGAUGAUUGUCCUGGAGAAGUGGGUGUUGAAGUAAUCCUUUCGUUAACUGGAAUUCCGCCAUGGCAUAUCGAAUAUUCAAUCAUCUCUCAGAAUAAAGAAAAAAAGGACUAUGUAAAAAUUGAAAAGUCAAGACAUUCAAUGAUUAUUAAACCAACUACUUCGGGACAAUACGAAUAUAGAUUUUUCCGCUUGACGGAUUCCAUUUAUCGUGAAGGGGUUAAAAUAGAUCAUAAAUUCUCUCAAACUGUACACCCGAAACCUAAUGCCGCUUUUAAAGAUUCAAAAAAUCGAUUGUUGAAUGGUUGUGUUGGAAGUCGCAUCGAUUUGGAAGUAGAACUCACAGGAACUGGUCCAUUCACGUUAAUAUACGAAGUAGUAUUUAAUAGAAGGAUUAACGCGUUCACAAUUGCUGAUAUCAGAGGCUCAACUUAUGUUGUCACAUCUCCACCUUUUGAUAAUCCAGGCUUAUACACUGUGACUCUGGUGAAAAUUACUGAUUCAAAAGGGUGCAGCCAGAUUUUAAAUUCCUCUGAUUAUGUCACCAUUAACGUUAAAAAAGAUAAACCAACAGCUGGAUUUAGACAUUCACAUGAAAUUAUCAUGUUUCUUGAAGGAAGCAAUGUUAAUUUACCUUUACAAUUAACUGGGCAUGCACCUUGGAACAUUUCUUAUCGUUAUCACGGUGAUUUUGAAAAGGUUGAAAGAAAAUCCGAAAUCGCAGAUCCAAAUUCAUUCUUAACCGUGUCAGAACAAGGAGUUUACGAAUUAUUAGAAGUUAAAGAUUCCUUUUGCUAUGGCAGAAUAAUACCCGAAAUGAAAGAAGCUGAGGCGAGAUGGCUACCACGACCAUCAUUGAGAAUAGCAGAAGGUGAUGCAGAACCAUUGCCUCAAAAAGGACAUUAUCGUCGUAGAAAUGUUUGUGAGGGGUCUGAAGAUUCGGUUGGUUUAGUGAUGGAAGGUCGAGCACCAUGGGAAAUAUAUUAUAGCAUAAUCACAAGUGAAGAAGAACUAACGCGACAUCAAACCGUUGGAUAUACAACCACUAAAAUACGGCUUAUGACAAAUAAAGCCGGAAAGCAUCUAUAUAACUUCACUAGUAUUGCUGAUGAUGUUUACAUUAAACCAAGUCCAAUAUUAUUAACUCUUGAACAAACCGUUACUGCUAAACCAAUUGCUCGAUUUCUCUCAACGGAUACAAUAUUUCAUUGUGUUGAUGUUCCAUUCACAGAUAAAGAUAUAAAGAUCCAGUUAGAUGGUACACCACCUUUUAGUUUAACGUUCGAAGUUACUCAGGAAAGUAGUAACAAAAUGGAAACCCUAAAGAUUGAAGAAAUUUACGAAUCCAUAUAUAAUUUUCCAGACGAUGCCAACACCGCAGCUUCUUGA